UAUAGAGUAAUAUUAAUAUAUCAAGGCCGAAAGGAGACGCUGACCUCUCAAAGGAUUCACAAAAAGACGAAUCACUUUGAGGAAAGUACUUUUGUGAGAAUCAGACCGGAAAGCAUGGCCUUGCUCAUUGCGCUCCCACGGUGCUGUCCUCAACGAGAACGACGCACGUUUUGACACUUUUCACAGAACUUUAAAUUUUAUGAAAUUUUAUAAGAGAAAAAUUCCGUUUAUAAAAUAAAAAUGUACCACCUGGUUUUUUCAUAUCUGAACAUAUUGCUUAUACGGAAAAUCUUAUAAAGGAAAUAAAUGGAUAAAGCGGUUCUCCAUCGAAAAUGAACGUUCCUUAAAUUAUUUGAUAAAUUCGUCUGGGAUUAAGCCCACGUGUAAAUUCUUCAACUAUCUCUUACACAUGAAAUAUAUAAGGCCAACCGUCCCUAACAUGUGUCAAAAAAGUUAUUUCUUAAGUAUUUCCGAUAUUUUGUUAAGUAGUAGAAGAUUUGUUGUAUAUGUUCCAUCGUUGAAAAAUGGGUCCCAAAAAGAAAAAGGGAAACAAAUCGGGGGCAUUGAAAAAAAAGUUGUCUGCCGCAAGAAAGGCCUUUUACACUUUCCAAGUCAAAGAACUUCAAAAAUAUAUAGGAAGAUUGAAAUCCUAUUCGAUCCAGUUAGAAAAUCAAAAUGAAGAUUUACGAAAAGAACUUGAAGUACUUGACACCGACAGGGCAGAUGUCAUUUCUUUGCUUAAACGAAGACUCUCUGAAAAAGACGAAGAGCUGAAGCAGCUCGAAGAAAGGACUGAAUCUCUUCAAGAGGCGAAAGAUUCAGAGAAGAAAUUUCUAAAAGGUGUUAUAAAACAAAGAGAUACCGAACAUAAACAACUUUCAGAACAAUUAAUUUCUGAAAUAAAGUUACUCAAUGGAAAGUUGAACUCCCUCGAGGAGUAUAAACUUCAUAGAGAUGAGUUAAUGGCAAAAUUCGGGGUACAGGAGGAAGCAUUAGAAGAACAAGAAAGAACACACAAAAGAACUGUUUAUGAAAUUGAAAAAAAAUUCAUCAUAAGCAAAGAUAAAUUAAGGAAAGAUAUGGAAGAAAGACUGUUGAAACUUUCGUUAGAUUUCAAGAAAGCAACGCAAAUAAGAAUCGCGUCAACAACUCAAAGUGUUAUUAGAGAAAACAUUGCAAUUAAUAAUGAAUUGUCACUUUUGAUCGGUUCAUGGCAAAAAUUAUUCGAUGAAAAUGAAGCAUUAAAACUGAAAAACAAAGAACUUACGAAUGAAGUAGAUUUAGCAGAAAAUCAAAAGACAAUGGCUCUAAAUCGCAAUGUCGUCCAAUCUCAGGUGAUAAACCGUUUGGCACAAGAGCACCAGCAGAUACUGAAAAGUUACGAAGAGGUCCAACAAUACAAAAGGAUAAUAAAAUCUCUAGAAGACAGGAUUCAAGAUCAAGAAACGAAACGCCGCUGCGCUGAACAGCACGAAAACGAACAGAAACAGUCCAAAGAAAAAGUCCUGGCCCAACUCCAAAGCAAGACGAGAGAAUUCAACGAAUUGUGCAACGUGAACCAUGUAUUGGAGAAAAAACUCAAGAUUACUAUAUUAACAAUCAAGCAGAUAAUCGAUCUUCCAAAAAGGAAAAGUAAAGGUGGCAUUAAUGAUGAACAAGAGAGAGAAGAGAGAGAUCACCUGUUGAAGUACAUACUGGAUUUGUUUGAUUGUGACGAUCUCACAAGUGACGUUCCUGAUCUUAGAAAUGCUUCGGUUGAGACACUGUACGGACUAGAAAACAAAUUCAGGCGUGGUGAUUUGGGAUUAUUCCAGAAAAGAGCACCUUUCAAAGGCAAAGGCAGCCCAUCGGCGGCAAUGCCUGCAUCAACCAGUGUCCAAAAAGCUUAAAAAAACAUUUAAAAAAUAAAAUUUUGCUAGUAAUAUAGAAAAUAUUUG
Cimex lectularius (bed bug) is the source of this 1937-nucleotide messenger RNA. RefSeq names its product cilia- and flagella-associated protein 157. Gene Ontology annotation, cellular component: cilium; ciliary basal body. Lineage: Eukaryota; Metazoa; Arthropoda; Insecta; Hemiptera; Cimicidae. Gene Ontology annotation, molecular function: microtubule binding. The coding region runs from base 525 to 1889 and encodes 454 amino acids. The record is from RefSeq and is a predicted model, not a curated record. The transcript has 9 exons.